AUGUUUCGUGUAACUUGUGCUGUUCUCUCUCGAUUGUCACCUUCCAAUUCGUCUCGUCAGUGUUACUGUAUCAGAAGAUGUUUCCUUCAUGCUACUAAUUCACUACGCUUUGCUGCUAUUGACAAUGAUGAUAUCAACGACAAAAAAAAACAAGUACGAAAUGAUGAUUUGAAAGUGGACAUAAAGGAUUUGGAAGAGGCUUUGAAAAAGGAUGAAAUGCCGGCAGAUCCCAUGGAAACCAUUCGGAAGUUAAAGGAGCAGAAGAAAGGAAUUCGCGAGAUUUUCACAGGAAAACUGGCAAUGAUUAUUGUUGGUGUCAGUGUUAUUCUAGUUAUCAUUUUGUCAGGUUUGCGAGAAAAGAAAAUGAGAGAACUGGAAAGUGAAAGGAAAAAAACAAUCGGUAAGGCUCGGAUUGGUGGUACUUGGGAAUUGGUCGGCAUGGAUGGUGAAUUAGGAGGAUCUGAACAGCUUAAAGGAAAUUGGCUUUUGUUAUAUUUUGGUUUUACACACUGCCCUGAUGUCUGCCCUGAUUCUAUUGAAAAAAUGGUUGAAGUUGUGGAAAUUCUUGAAAAAAGCGAGGAAAAAAUCAAAGUAAUUCCAGUUUUCAUAUCGGUAGAUCCGGAACGUGAUACAAUUGAAAGAGUGAAAGAAUACUGCGCUGAAUUCUCCCCCAAAAUAAAAGGCUACACUGGUUCAAAGGAACAGGUUGCCAAAGUAGCAAAGGCAUUUCGCGUCUACUACAGUCAAGGACCUAAAAUAGACGGGAAGGAUUACAUUGUUGAUCACACUGUUAUCAUGUACCUGAUGGAUCCAGAUGGCAAUUUUCAUGAUUAUUAUGGUCAGAAUCGUUCUGCACAGGAGAUAGCAAAGGUUAUCAAAUUGAAGGUUUUCAAGCGUGAUAUGCUGAUGGCCUCACCUGCAACACCGAAACAUUAUGUUGUGCGUAUUCCCAAACGCAAUGGAUCUCGACGUUAUUCAAUUUUGAAAUUCAAUGGUACGUUGAAAAUUGAUCCAGGCAAAUGGGCAACGGCCGAUUACAGUAUACGAAUGGCACGUGAAGAUAAUAAAGAACAAGUAGCUGCAAAUGAAAUCCGACAGGACUAUGGCGAGGGUUCCGAAUAUGGUAAAGCAUUGCGAGAAGAAGCACGGCGCAAGAAAUACGGCCGCCAGCUUCAAACCUAUCAGCAUGACAAUCAACCAUGGAUGCUAAGCAUUACAGACUCAAGUGCUAAAGAACGGAAGUUUCGUAGCAUUCGUGAAGGUGGAGCAGGAGAACAUGCAGAUUAUUGGGUAUUUUUAAAAUCAGGGGAAGAAUUUCAUGCUUACAAAGUUGACGAAUGGUAUCAAUUUAUGCCGUUUUCGACUCAUCGGACUCUUGACAUUGAUCAGGCAGAAGAACGGUUUCGUGAGCGAAACCGUGUCAUGAAUCAGUUUGCCUUAAAAGCUCAGAUACAGCAACAGCUGAAAGCUAUGGAUGAAGAUGGUGAACAGAUGAUAAAAACAACGAAAUCACUUAAAAUCAAGGAUGAAGCUAGUUCGGAUGAGAAUUCUGAUGGCGAAAAAGGUGACGACGAAGAUGAUGCUCCUACCGGAAGUUUGAAACCGAAAAAGAGUUUAAAACCUGCUAUUCGAGCCCGGAAAGACAAAAGGCAGCGGGUAGAGAAUGCGGAUGAGGUAGCAGCUUAUGAAAGUGAUGAUGGUGAUGAUGAGGGUCGAGAGUAUGACUACAUGAGUGAUAGUGGCUCAGAAAGCGAUCGAGAUGCAGUUCCUAUGGAACAGAAAGUGGAUGAAGCGAUGGUUGCCGUAGGUGAUGAAACAGGUCUGAAAAAAUUGAUCGGUGAUGACUUUUCUGAUACCGACAGCAGUGAUUUGGACGAUACCACAAAGAAACUUCUUUCUACUGUGGAAGAUGAUGAUGGUGAUGAAAUAAAAAAACAGUUUAUUGAUGUCGAUGAAAGGGAUUCAUCAGGCAGCGAUUCCGAUGAUCCUGAUAAGGAAAUUACCUCCGCAAUUUUCUUACCCGUGAAAAAAACUCCAGAGGAACCGUUAUUGUCAACAAGAAAAAGACCAUUAGAAAAUGCAGCUUUGGCAGACACUGAGGCUAAGAAGAUUAAAACCGAGCAACAGCUUACUACACCAUCAGUACCAUCUACACAACCAGCAGCAAAUCAGGAUGGUCUAAACGAAGAAACAGUGCGACGGUAUCUACGAAGGAAACCUCAUACAACGAAAGAACUGCUUUCUAAAAUUAAGUCAAAAUGUGGUGAUAUGGAAAAAUCGGAAAUAGUGCAAAAGUUGGCUGCUAUAUUGAAGCGAAUAGAACCCCAUCAAUUCAAACAGAAGCAUGGCAAGAAGGAAGUACUGUUUUUCUCAUUGAACAAUAAUCUUGCCUAA
Loa loa (African eye worm) is the source of this 2394-nucleotide messenger RNA. RefSeq lists its product as hypothetical. Gene Ontology annotation, biological process: positive regulation of transcription elongation by RNA polymerase II; mitochondrial respiratory chain complex IV assembly; transcription initiation at RNA polymerase II promoter. The record is from RefSeq and is a predicted model, not a curated record. Lineage: Eukaryota; Metazoa; Nematoda; Chromadorea; Rhabditida; Onchocercidae. Gene Ontology annotation, cellular component: nucleus. The transcript has 20 exons. Gene Ontology annotation, molecular function: DNA binding. The coding region runs from base 1 to 2394 and encodes 797 amino acids.